Brassica napus (rape) is the source of this 1302-nucleotide messenger RNA. RefSeq names its product protein RESTRICTED TEV MOVEMENT 3-like. NCBI's taxonomy places the organism in Eukaryota, Viridiplantae, Streptophyta, Magnoliopsida, Brassicales, Brassicaceae. Gene Ontology annotation, molecular function: protein binding. The record is from RefSeq and is a predicted model, not a curated record. The transcript is spliced from 4 exons. Bases 341 to 1204 code for a protein of 287 amino acids.
GUUUAUAAAUAACUUUGCAUUUGUAUACGUAAACUAGUAUAUGGAAUCCAGGAUGCACAUACUCCAAGUAACCCUGUUAGGAAAUGAAAGCGAUUCUCAAUCGUGGUGUACGUAACUUAAUCUUAACGAUUACAAUUCAAUGGGUUAAGGUGGCUUUCAAACUCAUAAAGUUAUUUACAUUGGAGAAUAUAUGUAGUUUGCGUAAAUCAUUGAUGAAGAGUUUAGGAAUAUUGGAAUCUUAAUAUACACAUCGCUUAUAUACUAUUUGAUUAUCUAAGUACAAAAAAUUGUGUUGAGAGGCCCUCAGGUUCUAGGGUUUUCCGUUUCUUCACCGAGAUCAAUGGAGAAGAAGUUCGAUAAGAAGUUCACUUGGGUGAUCAAAGAUUUCUCUUCUUUGCAAUCAGUGAAUAUACUGUCAGAUACUUUCGUCGUCCGUGGCUGCAAAUGGCAACUUAAUGCAUAUCCCAAAGGAAACAAGGGUCAGAACUUUUUGUCUUUGUUUCUGGAAGUCGCCUGUUGUGGAUCAUUGCCAUCUGGAUGGAGAAGACACGCACGAUUUCGCCUUAUUGUUGUAAAUCAACGUUCUGAGACACUCUCCCGGCAACUUGAAGGACAAAACUGGUUUGAAGAGAAGGCUAACGGCUGGGGUUUUCAAUCCAUGCUUUCUCUUGAUGAAAUUAAUGCCAAAGAUAGUGGGUUCCUGGUGAAUGGGGAGCUCAAGAUUGUUGUCGAGAUAGAACUUCUUGAAGUUAUUGGCAAAGUAGAUGUUAAUGGGUUUCACUUUCUCUCUUCACAGGUGGAAUUUGUGAGCCGUAUGUUUGAAAAACAUCCAGAAACUGCUUCUGAAGUCCAUCUAAAGAACCCAAAUCUUAGGACAGGUUACAUGAGUUUGCUACUCAGUCUGAUAGAUACUCUGUGCCAGUCGCCUCACAAGCUCCCCAAGGAUUAUCUCGGUGAGGCGUAUUAUGCACUGGAAUCUUUGACUGAUGCUGGUUUUAAGUUGGAUUGGCUGGAGAAAAAAAUUUCUCAAGUGUCAGAAAAGAAGGAGAGAGAAAAAGAUGGUGAGAUUCGUAGGCUAGAAAUUGAAAAAGAGUUGAAAAACUUGAAGGAGAAGUGCUCAGAUCUUGAAGCUCAGCUGGAGAAGGAGAAGUCAGAGGCGUUGGCUGCUAAAACUCCUAUCUCAUUCGAUGAUAUUAUCCAAUAAUCUCCAGUUAUUAGAAUUUAGACACUUGAAGUUUGUUCUUAUUUGGUUAUGCAUUGUCUCACUUCAUGAAAAAUAAUUGAACUCUUUUUAUUUUAGCU